GCUUUCAUUCAGUCCGUGUUCCCUUCGUGCAAGGAAAAUGGCUAAACGCAUAGCAGUGAUUGGUGGUGGAUGCAGUGGGCUUACAGCAACAAAAUGUUGUCUGGAUGAAGGGUUGGAACCUGUGUGUUUCGAGCGAACAGAUGAAAUAGGAGGAUUAUGGAAAUACACCAUGCACGUAAAAGAUGGACAGGCCUGCGUCAUGAGGUCUACGGUGAUCAACACGAGUAAAGAGAUGAUGUGCUUCAGCGACUAUCCUAUUCCUAAACAUUACCCAAACUUCAUGCACAACUCGCACGUGUGGCAGUAUUUCAAGGAUUACGCAAAGCACUUCGGUCUCACAGACUACGUCCAAUACAACAAAGAGGUGGUGAUGGUGAAACGGGCGGAGGACUUCUCAAAAACUGGACGUUGGAAUAUAGAAUUAAUUGACCACAAGAAUGGAGAGACAUGGAGCGAGAGUUUUGAUGCUGUUUUAGUCUGCACUGGCCACCAUGCUGAGAAGAAUGAACCCUCCUUCCCAGGACUGUCAGACUUCAAAGGCAAGGUUCUGCAUUCCCAUGACUACAGAGAACCAUGGGAAUUUGUGGGCAAGAGAAUACUUAUUAUUGGCAUUGGAAACUCUGGUGGUGACAUGGCUGUUGAACUAAGCCGGGUUGGACAAGUAUUUCUUAGCACACGAAGAGGGACAUGGAUUUUGAGCAGAAUCUCAAAUGGUGGCAUGCCGGUUGAUAUUGCUUACAUUCGCCGAUUUAUUUUCAAGUUCGUUCACUUUUUACCCAGAUCAGUUCUUAACAAUUUAGCUGCAUCAACUUUGAACAAGCGGAUUGAUCAUGCCAUGUUUGGUUUAAAGGCAGAUUUUCCUCCCCUUGCUCAACAUCCUAUGGUCAAUGAUGACCUUGCUAACCGCAUUGUAUGUGGUAGUGUGAAGAUCAAAACAGACGUCAAGCAAUUUACAUCCAAUGGAGUGGAGUUUGUGGAUGGAACUUUUGAAGAUAACAUUGAUGUGGUUAUCCUUGCCACCGGUUACAUCUUUGGCUUCCCUUUCAUCGAGAAGGAUGUGGUAGAUGUCAAGGAAAACCGCCUGCCAUUCUUCAAAUACAUGUUCCCUCCUGACCUGGAGCACAAAACACUAGCCACGAUUGGUUGCAUCCAGCCUCUUGGUGCCAUCAUGCCCAUUGCCGAGCUGCAGUGCAGACUAGCCACUCGUGUGUUUAAAGGAGACGUCACACUGCCGUCUAGAGCACAAAUGUGGGAAGAUAUUCGAGCCAAGGAAGCACACAUGGCAAAACAAUAUGUUAAGAGCCAGCGGCACACAAUUCAAGUGGAAUACAUCCCCUUUAUGGAUGAGCUUGCAGAAUUAGUAGGCUGCAAACCAGACAUUGUUGAGAUUUUUAAGAAAGACCCUAAGCUGGCCAUGCACGUCUUCUUUGGUCCUUGCACGCCAUAUCAAUUCCGGCUGACUGGUUCUGGUAGGUGGGAAGGAGCGCGUGAUGCAAUAAUGACUACUAUGGACAGAGUAAGGUUUCCACUGGCCACACGAUGCAAUCCACAGGAAAGCAAAGGUGCACUAGUUCCUCAUCUCCUGAAGCUGCUAAUCAUCAUUGCUGCGGUGAUUCUUUUGCGUUUCCUUUUUGCUUAGUGUGGAUCUUCCUCAUUGACUGAAAGUCAUAUAUAUUUGUUUUUGUUUGUUUUUUUUUGUUUUGUUUUUUUGAAAGAACUUUAUCUUAAAGACUAAUGAAAAUAUAACUUUCAACAUGACAAAAACUUUUGUAAAUAUUCCUGGGGAAACUGACUGGUGUUUCUGGAAAAUUAACAUGACCUCAGUAAUUGUGGAGAUUUUGUAAUGAUGACUCAGGUUCUUUUCACACUGUCCAGUAAAUAUACCUCAGUGAUUACCAAACUUUUUAACUUGUGAAUGAAUGAAUUAUUUCAAACAGGGCCCAGUAAAUUGUCUAGGAAAUAUCAAAACUAACUGAAAAAUUGCAAUGAAUUUAUGAAUGUUAUUCAGUAAUUUUUUCAUGCCAAUAUUUUCUACCUUCAUUUAUAGCUUAUUGAAGAGUGAAACUUUGAAUUAACAUGUAUUGAAGAGUAUUUGCAUACAUUUUGUUUUAAUGUUUAUGCAUUAUGAUUGCUGAUGAUUUAUAGGUGAUGUUAAUAAAACUAAUGUUUAUACACCUUUUAUAUAUACAGCUUUGCAUGUUGAACUUUGCUUUACUCUGUAUGCAUUUUUAAAAAGCUGAUCUUUGGAAAUAUCUGUGAAUAACAUGUAAUAAUGCCAACAUUUGGAAGCAUUUUAAAUGUAUCACUAUUCAGUAUUAUAUAUAUUCUAAAAUGGAUAUGAUAUCCCACCAUUUUUGGUUUUCAUUUAUUUUUUAUAUUUUUGUCAUUCUACCUGUUGAUGAUUUUUAAGUGGUAGAGAAAGGCAAUUCCUAUUGUUUUCUGCAUAAAAGUCAUGAGGAGAAGGUAUCCUGGAACACUUUCAUUUGUUAUAAAUUUAUAUAUAGAGAGGGAGAGUUAGCUACAUAUUACAAAUCUUUACAGAUGCACGACUGAUUUACUUGUUUAUGUAUUCUGCUAAAUCAUUCACUAUUAUCAGCAUGUGGUGUUCCUUUGUAAAGUGACCAAAAUAUUUAAGUCUGCCUGAACCAGAACUAAUGGAUAUUUGUCACUAUCAGUUGAUCUGGCAUGUUUCUUUAUGAUCAGAUGGCAUUCCAGUAGCUAUCUUCAUCAAAACCUGAAGAAUCAGGCAGCUAUUGUGCUUCACUAGGAUUUGUUAAUCAUAAGAAACGGGUAAAAGUUUUUAGAAUG
Molecule: messenger RNA, 2808 nt
Organism: Pomacea canaliculata
Lineage: Eukaryota; Metazoa; Mollusca; Gastropoda; Architaenioglossa; Ampullariidae
Product: dimethylaniline monooxygenase [N-oxide-forming] 5-like
Exons: 6
Coding region: 38-1639 (533 amino acids)
Molecular function (GO): N,N-dimethylaniline monooxygenase activity; flavin adenine dinucleotide binding; NADP binding
Source: RefSeq, a predicted model, not a curated record